UGUCAAACACACACACAAGAAGAUGGUCUUCUUUAAAUAAAUGGAUAGUAGGCAGACGAAUGUCUUCUAUACAAAAACAAAACAGGCUUUUCUUCUCUCUUCUUCUACCAAAGGGUUUCUCAACCUCAUACAUAAUCUCCACCGCCAUGAGCCACCCGAACCACCACCAGCAGCCGCCGAGCUAUGUCACCGACCCAAACACCAUGUUCGUUCAAGCAGAUCCUUCCAACUUCCGAAACAUCGUCCAAAAACUCACCGGAGCACCACCGGAACUCUCCACAGCACAACAGAAGCUUCCUUUAACACCGAAGAAACCAGCCUUCAAGCUCCACGAACGUCGUCAGUCAUCCAAGAAAAUGGAGCUGAAGAUCAACAACGACUCCUUCAGCCAUUUCCGCCGAGGGUUCCUGGUCUCUCCCGUCUCUCACCUGGACCCAUUCUGGGCGCGCGUGAGCCCACAUUCAGCGCGUGAGUAUCCUCACACACCACCGGACAAUGAGGAGCAAAAAGCUAUCGCGGAAAAAGGGUUCUACUUCCUUCCGAGUCCGAGAAUCGGGGUUGAGCCAGCACCGAUGCUUUUGCCUUUGUUUCCUCUUUCUUCUCCCAACGGCACUAAUCACCGUAAUGACGAUGAUUAUCGCGACUGCUAAUCAUAAUUUGUAGUCAUAAUUUCAGUUUUAGGCUAUAUAUUGAUCUUAAGCUGGUGACAUCUCUGUUGCUUUUUACUUUUUGUUAGGGAUAAUCUCUCUUUUUUAUUAUCAUCAUCAUCCCUCGUAAUUAACUUGUUGAAGGGUCAACUAUUUCGCCGCGUGUAGUCCACUAUCAUCAGGAUAUAAAUAUUUAUUGUACAAGUU
Brassica oleracea var. oleracea is the source of this 854-nucleotide messenger RNA. Its product is annotated as VQ motif-containing protein 11. The transcript has a single exon. NCBI's taxonomy places the organism in Eukaryota, Viridiplantae, Streptophyta, Magnoliopsida, Brassicales, Brassicaceae. The record is from RefSeq and is a predicted model, not a curated record. The coding region runs from base 60 to 650 and encodes 196 amino acids.